AUGGAAACUGAAGAAAGUGACAAGCAAAACGAAUUCAUCGCUGGCACUUCAGCAAGUGAGUUUAUAGCAUCUGGCCCCGAUGCGUUCCAUCGCUUCGUAGCCAACAAGUUCAGUCUGGCUGCUGGGCCGCUUCCUCGACUCGAAAUCCGAAUGCACAAUCUCUCACUUGGAGUGAAGACGCGUGACACGACAUCGAGUGCAACAUCGGAGCUCCCGACACUGCCAACUGUACUCCGUCACGCUGUCACCAAGUCUCUCAGUGCCUGCUUGAAUCAAGGCCAUGACAGUAUUGCGAAUCGCUUCAUUCUGCGAGAUAUCUCGGGUGGUUUCAAACCUGGAACCAUGACGCUCGUUCUUGGUCAACCUGGAUCAGGCAAGUCAUCGCUCCUGCAGUUGUUAAGUGGUCGGUUCCCUCUUGAAAGUAGAGAUAUCACUGUGGACGGCGACGUCAUGUUUAACGAUGAGUCUCGCGAAUCUCUGGCUACCCGUUUGCCGCAAUUUGCUGCUUACGUUCCUCAGCAAGACCUGCACUUGUCGACUCUGACAGUUCGUGAGACGCACGAGUUCGCUCACACUUGUAGCACCGCGUACUUUAACAAGCAUGUCGAGGACUUGCUGAAUCGUUCAGUACAGACUGAAGACAACGUCCAAGCACAAGCCACGGCAUGCUCACUGCUGCAUCACUUGCCACAGAUCACUCUGGAGCUUCUUGGCUUGCAACACUGCGCAGACACGAACAUCGGUGGGAACCUGCAGCGUGGGGUCUCUGGAGGUGAGAAGAAGCGCGUUACCACUGGAGAAAUGUUGGUCGGAUACAAACUCGCCUUGUUCUUGGAUAGCAUUACCACAGGACUCGACAGUGCUGCAGCCUUCGACAUCGUUUCAACCCUACGAGGUCGAGCUCGUUCCUUUGACCAGACUGUUGUAGCUGCAUUGUUGCAGCCUGCCCCCGAGGUCUUUGAGUUAUUUGACGAUGUUCUGCUACUCAUGGGAGGACGAGUAGCUUAUCAUGGCCCCGUGAGAGACGUCCGAGGUUACUUCGAAAGCCUUGGAUUCUACUGCCCACCGGGACGCGACUUUGCGGACUUCUUGAUGGAUCUGGGUACGGAUGAACAGGUUCGGUACCAAACAGGUUCAAGUCAAUCUCCGCGUACGGCGGAGCAGUACGCUGCAGUUUUUGCGUCGUCGUCGAUCUACCAGCAACAGUUGCAGCAAUUGGAGACUCCAGUCGAUGCUAGUAUGGCUGAAAACACACACAAGUACGUGGACUUGAUUCCGGAAUUCCAGCAAGGCUUCGGCGCUAGUACAUGGACGCUUGUACGUCGCGAGAUGCUGGUUUUGAGUCGCAACAUUGCAUUCGUAGUCGGUCGAGCAGUGAUGACUGUAGUCAUGGGACUGCUGUAUGCCAGCACGUUCUAUGACUUCGAGGCUACCGACGUGCAAGUGAUCAUGGGUGUGGUCUUUUCCGUGAUCUUCUUCGUGUCGCUGGGCCAGGCAGCGCAGAUCCCGACGCUCUUUGAGGCACGCGACAUCUUCUACCGUCAGCGUCGAGCCAAUUUCUAUCGCUCGUCAUCGUUUGUGCUUGCUAGCACACUGAGCCACGUACCAGUGGCUUUAUUCGAGACACUAGUUUUCGGGUCACUUAUUUACUGGCUGUGUGGCUUCGUGCCCGACGUUGAGCUCUUCGUACGCUACGAAGCGAUCGUCUUUCUCUCUAGUUUGGCAUUUGGCGCUUGGUACUUCCUUCUGGUUGCGUUCACGCCCAAUAUGAACGUGGCGAUGCCCAUGGCGAUGUUGUCCGUUCUCUUCUUCGUCAUGUUUUCGGGUUUCGCCAUCCCGAAAGACCAGAUUCCGGACUAUCUCAUUUGGCUUUACUGGGCGAGUCCCGUAGCGUGGGGGAUUCGCGGACUAGCAGUAAACCAGUUUCGAGCGCCUCGUUUCGACGUCUGCAUCUACGAAGAGGUUGACUACUGUACUCUAUCGGGAGGAACUAUGGGGGAGUACUAUCUGUCGCUGUUUGACGUUCCAGCGGACAAGAAGUACGUGGAGCUCAGUAUGGUUGUCGUUGUUGGUUGCUAUCUCCUCUUCUUGGUUCUCGCUGUAUGGGCCCUGGAACAUCGUCGCUUUGAGGGACCAGAGGAUGCUGGAGUGUCUUACGAUAGAGUUGACAAUGGAAACCAGAAAUCGGAAGCUGAACCGCCCCGAAACUUGAAAAAUGCGAGGGACAGCUCGUACGGAUUGGUGAAGACUCCACGGGGAACGGAGUCGGUGGAUAUCACGGUUCAACCUUCCUCUGGUGAUUACAAAAGAAACUUUGUUCCAGUCACACUAGCGUUCGAGGAUAUCUGGUAUUCUGUGCCCAUGCCCCACCACCUGAAGAAAACAGAUCCUGAUAAAGAAGACAGUGAUGCACAAAUGGAAGCUGAAGCAAACUUCGGCUUACAGCAGGGAGAUGUUGAGGUCUUGAGUCGAGAUAAAACGCAGGACGGCAUGCUACAAAUUCUGAAGGGCGUUUCUGGAUUUGCACGGCCGGGAUUCAUGACCGCACUUAUGGGCUCUUCUGGUGCUGGUAAAACCACACUGAUGGAUGUUAUUGCACACCGCAAGCCAGGAGGCUCUGUGAGUGGACGCAUUCUACUCAAUGGACACGAAGCUAGUGACUUGGCAAUGCGCCGUUGUACUGGUUACUGCGAGCAAACAGACGUGCACUGCGAAGGUGCUACGUUCCGCGAGGCGUUAACGUUUAGUGCCUUCCUUCGGCAGCCAGCAGACGUUCCCGACAGCGUCAAGCGAGACACAGUUCGCGAGUGUCUCGACCUACUCGAUCUUCACCCCAUAGCUGAUCGUAUUGUACGUGGGGCGUCCAUGGAGCAGCUUAAGCGACUCACAGUUGGUGUGGAGCUAGCAGCCCAACCCAGCAUUUUAUUCCUUGACGAACCUACCAGUGGCUUAGACGCGGCCGCAGCUAAAGCCAUAAUGGAAGGGGUACAAAAGCGAGGUGGUCGAACAGUAUUCUUUGGCGAUGUUGGACCGCAAUGCCGCGAUCUGGUGCAAUACUUCGAACAGCUUCCCGGUGUCACUCCCCUCCAACCAGAGGCUAAUCCAGCUACUUGGAUGCUGGAGUGUAUUGGUGCGGGGGUCAACACUGGUGAUAAAAAAUCUGGAAGCGUGUCAGUCGACUUUGCAGAUAUUUUCAAGGCGAGUAAACUCCAGGAACAGUUGGAUGCCGCGAUGAAGGAACCAGGUGUGGCGUGUCCUUCGGAAGAUCUGGCUGAGCUGACGUUUGCAAGCAAGCGAGCUGCUGGAGCACUGGUACAGCUUUGCUUCUUAGUUCGACGCAGUUUUCGGUCGUACUGGCGAACAGCGUCUUACAACAUCACGCGUGUUGGUAUCUCUCUGAUACUCGCCCUGAUCUUUGGAGUCGCAUUCCUUGAGGCAGACUACGGAUCAUAUGCUGGCGCGAAUGCCGGCGUUGGUAUGCUCUUCAUUGCAACGGGGUUCAAUGGGAUCGUGUCCUUCUUUGGCGUCCUCCCUGUUGCAGUGGGUGAUCGCGCCUCCUUCUAUCGAGAACGUGCUGGCCAAACGUAUAGCGCGUUCUGGUAUUUUAUCGCCGGGUCGAUCGUCGAGAUUCCGUACGUGCUGACCAGUACGCUUCUAUUCUCCGUGAUCUUCUACCCGAUGGUUGGCUUCACGGGUGGUAUCGUAUCGUGGUUGCUCUUCUGGCUCAACACAGCGCUACUCGUGCUACUGCAAGUAUACAUGGGUCAAUUGUUGGCUUAUGCACUACCAACAGCAGAACUUGCCAUGGUUGUCGGGGUGGUGGUUAACACUGCCAGUUUCCUCUUCAUGGGCUUCAACCCUCCAGUCAACUCCAUUCCAGCCGGGUACAAGUGGCUCUACCAGAUCGUACCUCUACGAUAUUCCUUCAGUGCAUUGACAGCGCUUGUGUUCGCGGAUUGCCCGUCUGCGGGUGACUCGGACAUUGGUUGUCAGAAGUUGGCCAACGCACCAGUUACACUCACGUUUUCAAGCGUCAAGGAGUACGUGGAGUACACGUUCGGUGCUCGACACGACCAAUUGGCACGUAACAUGGGGGUUGUAGUGCUUAUCAUUGCAGUUCUGCGAGUUCUGGGUCUGCUAGCGUUGCGGUUCAUCAACUAUGAGAGACGUUAG
Messenger RNA from Phytophthora nicotianae INRA-310, 4173 nucleotides. RefSeq lists its product as hypothetical. Gene Ontology annotation, molecular function: ATP hydrolysis activity; ABC-type transporter activity; ATP binding. The transcript has 2 exons. The coding region runs from base 1 to 4173 and encodes 1390 amino acids. Gene Ontology annotation, cellular component: membrane. The record is from RefSeq and is a predicted model, not a curated record. Lineage: Eukaryota; Oomycota; Peronosporomycetes; Peronosporales; Peronosporaceae.